AUGGCAUCGUUGACUUUUGAUGCUUGCGGAUGUGCCGGCCUGGCUCUUGCCACGGGCAACUCUACUAGGAGGUGUGACUGUUAUGCGAUGCGUGGCAACGGCCAGAGCGAGGCCCAAAAAGGCAAAAACACCUGCCCCUGGGAUCCACGGUCGGCGUACUGGAUGAUUGGUCUGGAUCCUGCCUUCCAGAAGUCUCUAUACAUCACCACCGUUGAGGAGAAUGUCACGACCACUGUCCACAGGGCCACGCCUUACUGGAUACCUCCUAUGUAA
Molecule: messenger RNA, 273 nt
Organism: Penicillium lagena
Lineage: Eukaryota; Fungi; Ascomycota; Eurotiomycetes; Eurotiales; Aspergillaceae
Exons: 1
Coding region: 1-273 (90 amino acids)
Source: RefSeq, a predicted model, not a curated record